This is a messenger RNA of Cutaneotrichosporon cavernicola, 930 nucleotides long. RefSeq lists its product as uncharacterized. The transcript has a single exon. Bases 1 to 930 code for a protein of 309 amino acids. The record is from RefSeq and is a predicted model, not a curated record. NCBI's taxonomy places the organism in Eukaryota, Fungi, Basidiomycota, Tremellomycetes, Trichosporonales, Trichosporonaceae. Gene Ontology annotation, biological process: translation. Gene Ontology annotation, cellular component: ribosome; cytosolic large ribosomal subunit. Gene Ontology annotation, molecular function: RNA binding; structural constituent of ribosome.
AUGUCGCUCCGUUCCGCCGUCGCCUCGGCGUCUCGCCCUCUUGCGCCGCGCUUUGCGCGCGCAGCCUCGACCAAGGUCAAGAAGCCUACCAAGGUCAAGGCCAAGAAGGAGGAGCUGGACCCGAACUGGAUCCUCCCCGAGAUCCACCUCGGUCGUACCCACCCCUCGCGCUACGGCGACCACUACGAGAACGCGCUCGCCUCGGAUAUGCUGUACAUGACGUACGAUCACCGUGCGUGGGAGACUUCGGCAAAGGCAGCGGCUGUUGCCCUCGCCAACGCCGCCGAGCCCAAGGUCGUGACGGGAUACGAGGCGAACCGGCCCGCCCCGCCUCCGAAGGGUAACCGCCCACCCAAGCCGAUGAACCGCGCCCUCGUUCCCGAGGACGUCGUGCAGCUUGAGGCGAUCACGGUUCACACGAUGGUCAAGGAGGCGAUUGGGAACAAGAACGCGCUCCUCUCCGCGAUCAUGGCUCUGCGUGCGAUUUCGGGUGAGAGCGCCCGCGGCGGCGGCCGCGCUGGCGCUAGCGGCGUCGAGGUCGUUGCGUCUCGCAAUGGUGCGGCGGCGUUCAAGCUCCGCGCCGGCAUGCCUGUUGCCGCCAAGGUCGAGCUCAAGGGCGAGGCCAUGUACGACUUCCUCCAGAGCCUUGUCGACUUUGUUCUUCCUCGCAUCCGCGAGUUCCCGGGCUUUGUUUUGCCGCCCAUGAGCGCCAGCAAGACGUCUCCGUCUGCGCUCGCCGGCGUCGUGUCCCUCGGCCUCCCGCCGGCGGCUAUGGGUCUCUUCCCCCAGAUUGCCGCCAACAUUGACUCGUACCCCAAACUACACGGCUUCCACAUGUACUUUAAGACGAAUGCGCGCGGACGCGACGCGCAGGAGCAUGCGCGCGCGCUGCUCACCGGGUUCAGGAUACCGUUCCACAGGAAGUCGUAG